This is a messenger RNA of Lachancea thermotolerans CBS 6340, 1179 nucleotides long. It is a transcript of the gene MRX10, whose product is annotated as Mrx10p. Bases 1 to 1179 code for a protein of 392 amino acids. The record is from RefSeq and is a predicted model, not a curated record. The transcript has a single exon. Gene Ontology annotation, biological process: positive regulation of mitochondrial translation. NCBI's taxonomy places the organism in Eukaryota, Fungi, Ascomycota, Saccharomycetes, Saccharomycetales, Saccharomycetaceae.
AUGUUAAGAUGCUUCACAUUCUCCCGCACUUUCCCCACCAAUGUGCAGCUUCUCGUCCCCAAGAGGAUUCUUAGCUUUACUGUAAAGAUUCUGCAAGCCAAUAAUGAGAUUGGGACGUCGAAGGUUCGGUCUGUGAAGGUCCCAAGAGGUUCUUUGAGUGCAGCGAAGAACCUCAGAAGGAGCUUCCUUCCCAACAAAAAGGGGACACAUUCUCAAAUGGUAGUAAAUAAUCCCAAUACCAACAAACUGGCGUAUUUUUUGAAAACAAAGCCCUGCACGACAGUAACUACCAGCGAGUCUUAUGACCUUAACAAAGUAAUAAGUAGCUUGAAUGCUUCAGGCUAUCAUGCGAUUAGCUUGGUCCCAGAUGAAAUCAUCACGUUCAAGUACUUCUACAACGGAUGCCAUUCUGACAUAAUGGUGCUAGGCAACAGUGGAACUGUCGUUGCCUGGGGUCUUGAAGAGUCUUUUGUUUUCGAGAAUAUAUUGCCAUUGAUUGAACACGGCCGAGUGAAUCCCUUAACUGAGGAAUGUGUGGAGAGCGAGGACUUGGACUUUCUUCAGGUUGAAAAUGCCGAGGACUUGGAAAAAGUGCGUCAAAUUACGAACAGAAGCGCUCCGGAAAGUUUUGUGGAAGGCGAUCUUAUCAUUGUCAAUGCAAUCGAUUCGGAUCUUGGACUGCUUGAUAAAGCGGCCUUCUCGAGCGGAAUGUCUCGCAGCACUAGACUGGCUGUUUUAGAGCACUUACUAGAGGCUCAUAUAGAAAAAAGCAGAAAGUUCACAGAAUUGCUGUCCCAGGGAAAGAAGCUAAGUUUAACUGAGUCAGAAGUCCUGCAGUCAACAGGAAGCUUGUUUCUAAUCAGGGGCAAACUUAACUUGUAUUCGGAGCUUAUUGAGACUCCCGACCUGUACUGGAGUGAGCCUCAGCUUGAGAGAAUUUACAAACAGAUGUCAAGGAGCCUUGACAUUCAGCCUAGGAUCAGCAUUCUGAACACCAAAUUGGACUACGCUACUGAGGAAUCAAGAGCUUUUAUGGCAGUCUUGAACGAAAAAAAAAGCACCCAUCUGGAAUGGAUAAUCAUAUACCUGAUAACUGUUGAGGUGUUCUUUGAACUGCACCAUUACUAUGAGAGAUACUGGGUAGAUUCUAAGGAAGACUGCGUACGCACUACCAGCUAA